CGCAGGUCUCCUCGUGAUGACAGCAAAUGACAGCACUGUUCGCUCCUGCAGAAGCCAGUGUGAGACGGCUAACCGCCAACACACAAUUACUUUGAUUCGAGAAAUCUUACGAUCGGCUGUGUUUAGAGAAAUAGUGAACAACCAGUGAACGCUAAUCACAUCCGGUAAUUUACCUCUCUGCUUGUGAAGAUGGUGAAGCCAGACAUCCACACUCUGGCCCACCACCUGAAGCAGGAGCGGCUGUACGUGGCAUCGGAGAAACAGCUGAUCCAGAGGCUCAACAGUGAUGUACUGAAGACAGCUGAGAGACUGUACCGGGCCGCAUGGAUUGCCAAACAGCAGAGGAUCAACCUUGAUCGUCUCAUUCUCACCAGUGCGGAGGCCUCGCCGGCUGAAUGCUGCCAACAUGCCAACAUGCUGGAAGACACACAGUUUGUUGAUGGCUACAAGACUCUGGGCUUCCAGGAGACAAUCUAUGGCGAGUUCAUGGCCAGGUUAAGGGAGAACCCGAGACUGGUGGCUUCCUGUCUGGUGGCAGGAGAGAAGCUGAGCCAUGAGCACACCCAGGGGGUCACCUAUACAGUCUUCACCUCACUUUAUGGUAACUGUAUCAUGCAGGAAGAUGAGAGCUACCUGCUACAGGUGUUGAGAUAUCUGGUUGAGUUUGAACUGAAAGAGAGUGACAACCCUCGCCGCCUUCUGCGACGGGGUACCUGUGCCUUCAGCAUCCUUUUCAAGCUCUUUUCCGAGGGCCUGUACUCAGCCAAGCUCUUCCUCACCGCCACCCUCCAUGAACCCAUUAUGCAGCUGCUGGUGGAAGAUGAAGACCACCUGGAGAUCGAUCCAGCCAAGGUGACAGAGCGCCUCACUCCGGCCCAGCAGGAACGCUUUGGAGAGAAGGGCUCUGAGGGCUACAAACAAAGGGUGCAGGCAGCUGUGGAGGACAAUGAAGCCAAGCUGGUAGCUCUGGUCAACAAGUUUAUUGGUUACCUAAAGCAGAACACCUACUGCUUUCCCCACAGCCUGCGCUGGAUUGUGUCGCAGAUGUACAAGACUCUGUCAUGUGUGGAGCGUCUCGAGGUGGGCGAGGUGCGCACCAUGUGUACAGACCUGCUGCUGACCUGCUUCAUCUGCCCAGCUAUAGUUAACCCAGAGCAGUAUGGCAUCAUCUCAGAUGCCCCCAUCAAUGAAGUGGCCCGCUUCAAUCUAAUGCAGGUGGGGCAGCUUUUGCAGCAGUUGGCCAUGACCGAUGACAAUGCGGACCCAAGACGUAAAAGCAGUUUGUCUAAAUUUGAUAAGAGUUGUGUAGCUGCCUUUCUGGAUGUGGUGAUUGGAGGAAGAGCAGUCGAGACCCCACCCAUGUCUUCAAUGAACCUUCUUGAAGGCCUCAGUAGGACUGCGGUCUAUAUUUCACAUAAUCAGCUGCUCGUGCUGGUGGACUUUGUGCGGAAUGUGAUGGCAGGGGACCACCUUCGGGAGGAGGAGCACAUGGCUCUGGAGAACCUGGUUGCCAACGUGCCCCAGUCUCGAACUGUGAAGAGCAACAGUCUGGAGCUCACUCCCUCCAACACCCCCCAGCUCUCCCCAGCUACCACUCCUGCCAACAAGAAGAACAGACUCCCCAUAGCAGCUGCCCGUAGCCGCAGCCGUACCAACAUAGCCCAGGAGGGGGAGGCAGAGGCCAGCUCCCAGGAGUCCCUACAGGAGCUGAUGCCAGAGGAGGUGCUGGUGAUUUCACUAGGAACUGGUCCUCAGUCUGUCCCUGGGAUGAUGUCAGAGAAUGAGGUUUUGAACCUGCAAAUGGCUGAUGGGACCCAGGGGGAUGGCCAUGCUGAUGAUACUAAGCAGCAUGGUAAACCAGACAAAACCCUUCGCUUCUCCCUCUGCAGUGACAACUUGGAGGGCAUCUCAGAGGGCCCGUCCAAUCGUUCUAACUCUGUGUCCUCUCUGGACCUGGAAGGAGAGUCUGUUUCUGAGCUGGGAGCCGGACCGUCGGGGAGCAACGGGGUGGAGGCACUACAGCUUUUGGAGCAUGAACAGGCUACAACUCAGGACAACCUGGAUGACAAACUGCGCAAGUUUGAGAUUAGAGACAUGAUGGGUCUGACAGAUGAUCGCGACAUCUCUGAGACGGUCAGCGAAACCUGGAGCACCGAUGUGCUCGGCAGUGACUUUGACCCCAACAUGGAUGAAGAUCGGCUGCAGGAAAUAGCAGGGGCAGCUGCGGAAAACAUGCUCGGCAGCCUGCUGUGUCUUCCUGGCUCGGGUUCAGUGCUGCUGGACCCCUACGGCUCCACCAUCUCGGAGACCACAAGCGAGGCUUGGAGCGUGGAAGUCCUUCCCAGUGACUCGGAAGCUCCGGACCUAAAACAGGAGGAGCGUCUGCAGGAGCUGGAGAGCUGCUCAGGUGUUGGCAGCACCUCCGAUGACACAGAGGUCAGAGAGGUUAGCUCGAGACCUAGCACACCAGGCCUCAGUGUUGUCUCAGGCAUCAGUGCAACCUCCGAAGACAUCCCCAACAAGAUCGAGGACCUGCGGUCAGAGUGCAGCUCAGACUUUGGAGGGAAGGACUCUGUGACCAGUCCAGAUGGGGAGGAGUCAGGCCACGGAGCAAACCAUCUGACAUCUCCUCCGUCACAGGCCGAUUCCUUACUGGCCAUGUUCGAUCCCCUCUCCUCUGGUGAAGGCUCCUCCACUGGAACAAUAGUGAGGCCCAAAGUGCACUACGCUAGGCCCCCUCACCCUCCCCCUGAUCCUCCCAUCCCUGAAGCCAGUGCCCUGGGGCAGGAGACGCGCCACUCUCACUUCAUGCCCCACUGCCUGGCCCAGGCUGAGCUGGAGCACACCAAGCAGCGCCACUCCUUCCCCGACAAGCUGGUUCGUAGCCGCAGCUCUGACAUUGUGUGCCCAGGGCGCCGGCCCACAAGUGACCCCGGCCUUAACCGGCGGGUAGCGGUUGAAGAGCGUGACCCUGCCGGGGCCUUCGCUUUAGGACCGUCCUCGUCCCCCAGCAAGGACUCUCUAAAAGGAGAGGCUGAGGACAGAAAAGACAGUGACGACGAGAAGUCUGAUCGCAACAGGCCGUGGUGGAAGAAGCGUUUUGUUUCAGCCAUUCCCAAAGUGCUGUAUUGGACGGCUGAGAGUGAUGUCCCAGCUCCGAUAGCUGCAUUUCGGAAAAGAGACAAGCAUGAGAAAGACGACGUUGCACCAGAGCGUGUCCCACAAGAUGACCCAUUGCCCAGACAGAGCUCUCAAGCUCAGGCAGCUGAAGACAUUCUGGACAAGUACAGGAACAUCAAGCGGACCAGCCCGAGUGAUGGAGCCACAGGUGGAGCUUCUUAUGAUGGUACAGGAGAUCUUUGUGUUGAGGACAGCGUGCAUGACUCUCCUAGAGAAGACCCUCUGCAGAACAUUUCCACUGAUGACCUCCCAGACUCAGCCAGCCAGACAGCACAGCAGCACGACUGCAAGUUCUCUUUCAGUGAUGCAAAGAAGAAGUUGAGGUUGGCAUUGUGUUCUGCAGACUCGGUGGCUCUGCCCAUCAUGGCUCUUGCAACCACACGAAACGGGCUGCCUGACCACAUGGACUCUGACGACAAUGAGAUCGUCUGCUUCCUGAAGAUCCAGCUAGCAGAGGCCAUCAACCUUCAGGAUAAGAACCAGAUGGCCCAAAUCCAGGAGACAACGCGCUGUGUCACCCGCUUCGACGCACGCACCUGCAGGAAGCUGCUGGCUGCCAUUGCGGAGGAUUACAGAAAGCGGGCCCCAUACAUAGCCUAUCUAACCAGGUGUCGUCAGGGCCUGCAGACCUCCCAGGCCCACCUGGAGAGGCUCCUGCAGAGGGUGCUGAGAGACAAGGAGGUGGCUAACCGCUACUUCACCACCGUGUGUGUCCGGCUCCUUCUUGAACACAUGGAGUCUAAGAUGCUUGACUUCAUAAAAGCGUUCCAGGGGUGCACAGCAUCAGAUGACAAGACGGCAGCAGUGGAGGAUUUUCUGCGUUACUUGUAUGGUGCCAUGGCCCGUGAUGCCAUUUGGCAGUACGCUAGCGAGGACCAGCUGCAGGAUGCCCAGAUGGCUAUUGAGCGCAGCGUUAUGAACCGCAUCUUCAAACUGGCCUUCUACCCCAACCUGGAUGGAGAUAGUCUCAGAGACCAGCUUUUGCAUGAACAUAUCCAGCGACUCAUAAAAGUUGUGACGGCCAAUCAUAAAGCUCUUCAAAUCCCAGAGGUAUAUCUGAAGGAGGCUCCCUGGCCCUCUGCACAGUCUGAGAUAAGGACCAUCAAUGCAUAUAAGACGCCACGAGACAAAGUCCAGUGUAUACUGCGCAUGUGUUCCACCAUCAUGAACCUCCUCAGUCUGGCCAAUGAGGACUCCGUCCCUGGAGCGGAUGACUUUGUCCCCGUACUUGUCUUUGUCCUCAUCAGGGCAAACCCGCCCUGCCUGCUGUCCACCGUUCAGUACAUCAAUAAUUUCUAUGCCAGCCGGCUGAGUGGGGAGGAGUGCUAUUGGUGGAUGCAGUUCACCGCGGCGGUGGAAUUCAUUAAGACCAUCGACGAUCGCAAGUGAAGCAGAACAGCCACCUGUAUGGGCAGACUGCGGGGGAAGGAGCCGGGAGACUUGGAGACUUCCCAACCAACUGCUCCCUCUGCACAGCUUAUAAAACCUGGCCCUCAGCCUGCUCUUUAUUUGUAUAGCUUGUACAUAGCCAGAGACGUUGAAAGAGUACAAAAUAUAUAUUACUGUAUGUAUGUAUGUGGACAAAUCCAGGUUUUAGCCGUGCUGAAAAAACGGCCUUAGGGAAAAAUUGGCAAGAUGUUAACUCUGAACCUGAUUUGGAUAUUUCCUUUUUGUCUCUUCAAUCAUCUUUCACGUUUGGGGUCUGUAUUAAUUUUAUAAAUAUACAAUUACCAUUAUGACAUUAAAUCAAUCUAAAAGAUAAUCCUAUAUAAGGGGACCAGACUUCCUUGAUGUGAUCACUGAUCUUUUUAUUCCCCACUGAGUGAGAGGGAAGGGCUUCCAAUUAAAUUACAAUAUAAUGUUCAUUAAAGGCAUUGUAACUCUGGGAUUUACAGUGUGCGGUAGUUACUGAUGGGAUUUAGAGACUCAUAAAAACUGAUAUUAAUUCACAAUAAUCAUACUACUCAUAAGGUAAGUGUAUCAAACAAGUAGGGCAGCUGUUUCAAUGAAUUGUUUACUUCAUCUUAUUCCUAGAAAAGUGUCAGCGACAAUUUUGACUAAGGGCCCACAUAUUUAUAUGAAAUAAAAUGUAUUUAUUUCCGUAAUUCUAUUUAAUGCCUUUGUUUAUCUAAUUAAAAAAAUGCAUAUCAUGCCCAUUCAAGAUGUCUGAGGCAAAUGGUGUAAUUAUAAUAAACUUUCUAGAAAAGCUUGAGUUAGGAAGGCACCUUAGCAAUGAGUAGGUGGGGAUUAUGAUACAGGGUCAACUCAUUCAGAUUAGUGGUGGCAUUUAUGGAAAUAUUGAAAUUGUGCCUUUUGAUGUGGGGCGCUCUUUACAGGUAGUUAUUUUUGACUCACUCACACACACACACUCACACUCUCACGCCAAUGGGCCAACCACGUCUCUGAGGAACCUUUGUCCAGCCCUCGCUGCAGGAACAUGGGCAUCUCCACAUCACUGAUUGUCAUGGCUUCGUCCCUUUAAUGAAUCUGAACAAAUGUCCCCUCUGGUAUUCUAGAUCCUACCUCAGAGUUGGAGCCAAUGAGCCUGACUGACUGUCCUGUAUUGGUUGUCAACAGAGUACUGGAUCAGUUUUGCACUGGUAAGAAAUAGUAAAACAGUUGGAUAUUGACCUGCUGGGAUGCUUGUUGUGGUUAGAUCACCCUUAAUCAACACAAGCCAUUGUUGGCGAACAAAUUAAUUUUGGUUUCUAAUAUUGUACCUGAGAUGCCACAUGUGACCCGGGCAGGCUAGUAAACUAUUGGAUAUUGGCUUUCUACCUCAUACGUUCAAGUAAGGGACUCGUGCUUAUGUGCACUUCUAUUUCUUUUCUUUUUUUCUCCCCAAUUUGGCGUGCUGUGAUAUCCCAGUGUCAUUGUAUAUUUCCAAGUGUAGUACAAGCAUGUCUUUAAUUAUCCAGAAAUGACUUAAAACUCCUCUUGAAAUCCUCUGCUUCAUUUUUGUGCACAGGCGUGCCACAUGUGUUGUAGUUUCCGGCGAUCCAUUACUUUUCACGUUAGUUGACCUGACAGCACAAUACACAGUAGGGUAGAAGAGCAAAUAAUCAACACCAUUCACUUGUUACUGAUUUCUUUCAGUUUAUGCUAAAAGUGGUUGUUGUAGUGCGUGAGCGUGGUUUUUAUCUAGUGAGUGUGUGUGAGAUGAUCGUCUGAUUGGUUGACCCUCUGCCUCCUCUUGCAUGAAGUCAUUGAAUGGUCUGUACAUUCUCAAUCAUGAUAAACAGUAGAAUAGAGUUAGCAUCUGCCACAAGCCAGUAAUUGAACCUGCAAGAGGAUGCAAAGCUUCUCUUUGUGUCCGAUACUUGCAUAUCAAAUCUCGAUUAAUUUUGCACAAAACAGAUGUUUGCCUGAAAAGAAAUUGACAGGGAGCAGUGUAUUUUUAAAUGUCAUUACUUCUGGCCUUUACAGUCAUUUAACCUAAAGAUAUUUGAUAAGAAUAAAGUUUGAGUAGCCGAGUUAAGCACCUGACUGUUAAUAUUUUAAGCUUCCACAUACAGUUUAUAGGCAACAUCACAAAUGCAUUUUAUAUAUCUGUCUACAGAAGCACAUACACCAGAUUUGUAUGUGCAGUAUGCUUCCUAGCAGCGUCUCUGUAAUCAAUUUGAUGAGAAAACCAUGCACUGGAAAAUCAAGUUGCAGGUUGCAUCUAUACUAAUUAGGUUUGUGUGAUGUCACUUUAAUUGGAAAUGCAUACUGCACAAAUCGGAUGAAAUUAUUUGGACCUGGCUAACGUUUCAGCCUUUCCUCAGAUAGCUGGUCGCAGCAGCUACAGAUUACCCUAGAAGCAAAACUGAUCAAAACACCAGAUUAUUUACACAAAUAGGCACAUGGCUGUGAUGGCAACUUCAUUUGAGCUCUGAUUGUAUGCAAACCACUGGGCCGCAGUGUCAAGUGUACGGACUAAAGACUUGGUCUGUUCUUCAAAGCGUUACUGCUCUGCUCCCUGUGCAAUUGAAUUGAAAAGCUGAGCAGAGAGAAAGAAACAUCUUGCAUCUAAUUUUACAUUUAAUUGUAAGCUUGCACAAUUACGACAUGCGGGGAAAGCGGGUUUUGUCUUUACUGUGAUUAAUGCAUUAUGUGAUUCUUUAAAAACAAUAAAAGAAGCAGAAGUUUUA
Cyclopterus lumpus (lumpfish) is the source of this 7313-nucleotide messenger RNA. It is a transcript of the gene gapvd1, whose product is annotated as GTPase activating protein and VPS9 domains 1. The record is from RefSeq and is a predicted model, not a curated record. Bases 190 to 4569 code for a protein of 1459 amino acids. Gene Ontology annotation, biological process: regulation of GTPase activity; vesicle-mediated transport; regulation of actin cytoskeleton organization. Gene Ontology annotation, molecular function: GTPase activator activity; actin filament binding; guanyl-nucleotide exchange factor activity. Gene Ontology annotation, cellular component: cytosol; cytoplasm; endocytic vesicle. Lineage: Eukaryota; Metazoa; Chordata; Actinopteri; Perciformes; Cyclopteridae. The transcript is spliced from 28 exons.